AUGGCCAAAGUCGAAGGUCACGCUGACGCUCCAUUUGAAAGCCUUCGCACUCUUCUCGAAGAGCAAAUUGCUUCUGGAGAUGAGCUUGGUGCUUCCAUCGUCCUUAACAUCGACGGUAAGAAUGUCCUUGAUAUCUGGGGAGGUUUCUUUGACGAGGAAAAAACCAAACCAUGGGAGAAGGACACCGUUGUCAAUGUCUGGUCAUCCACCAAGACUGUCGCCACCCUCGCAGCACUGAUACAAGUGGACCGGGGUCAACUUGACCUCGACGCUCCGGUCUCUAAAUACUGGCCUGAAUUUGCCGAGAAUGGUAAAGAAGGUGUCUUGGUUCGUCACUUCCUCUCCCAUACGUCUGGUGUAUCAGGUUGGAAGGAUCCCAUUACGCCCGAGGAGGUUCAAGACUUAUCCAUUUCCGUGCCUCGCCUCGCGAAGCAAGCACCAUUCUGGCCACCAGGAACUGCAAGUGGUUACCACGCGGUGGUCAUGGGUCACCUGAUCGGAGAAUUGAUCAGACGCACGAGUGGUAAGCCCAUGAAGCAAUUUGUGGCUGAAGAAAUCGCCGGUCCACUAGGUGCAGAUUUUCAGGUUGGUGCGCUCGAGAAGGAUUGGCCACGCAUCUCUCCAGUCAUUCCUCCACCACCAUCGCCUAUUGACUUCAGCACCCUCGAUAAGAACAGCCCGACAUUUCUAUCACUGGGGAACCCACCAAUGGAUGCAAGGAUCGCAAACACACCAAGUUGGCGUCGUACUGACAUGACUGGUGUCAACGGUACAGCCAAUGCACGAUCACUAGUUCGCGUCUUGAGCAUCAUAACCCUAGGUGGAACCAUUGACGGAAAGAAAUAUCUUUCACCACAAACCAUUGAGAAAAUCUUCGAAGAGCAGGCCAACGGACCCGAUCUGGUCGUUGGAGUGCCCCUUCGCUUUGGCACAGGUUAUGGCCUCACUGGUGGCGGAACGAGCCAGACUAUAGAUUGGCUGCCCAAGGGCAAAGUUUGCUUCUGGGGUGGAUGGGGCGGUAGUUUGAUCAUCAUGGAUCUUGAGCGGAAGGUCACAUUCUCAUACACCAUGAACAAGAUGGGUGCUGGAAUUCUGGGGAAUGUAAACUCUGAGAAAUACUUAAAGGCAGUUUAUAAGGCACUCGGGGUCGAAGGGUAUUAG
Molecule: messenger RNA, 1161 nt
Organism: Exophiala bonariae
Lineage: Eukaryota; Fungi; Ascomycota; Eurotiomycetes; Chaetothyriales; Herpotrichiellaceae
Exons: 1
Coding region: 1-1161 (386 amino acids)
Source: RefSeq, a predicted model, not a curated record